UGUAUUCUCUAUCCAUUAUUAUAUCACUUUAUAAAGUGAUAAGUUAACCCAAAUAAAAUAAUAAGUUAAUACAAUUAAAAAAAAUAUUUAAUCCAUUUACGCCUCAGACCUAUAUAUACGUAUAUCAUCAAACUUCCUUUCAUUUCUCUACAUCAAACUCAUUCUCUUCUUAUAUUAUAUACUUUACACCAUCAAAGUACCAACAAUAUGAGAACGAUGGCAGACUUGGGAAGAGAAAGAAGCAGCCAUCUACGAGUCAUUAACUCUCCGACCAACGUUGACUGUGCCCGUGAAGUCCGUCUCCGACUAACCCUACGGUCCCUCAUCGAGUGCUUACUCCCAUACUGUUGCACUUACCAAUCUCCUCCCUCCGACCAAGACGACACCGUCUCUUCCUCUUCCUCCGACAAAACCGGUGCAGUUAUUACCGGAACUUUCUUCGGCCACCGUCAUGGCCACGUCAGCUUUUGCCUCCAAGACGACACUCAUCCGUUCUCUCAGCCGCCUCUCCUCCUACUCGAGCUAGCCGUUCCCACGGCGGCUCUAGCUCGUGAGAUGGAGGAGGGCUUUCUCCGAAUCGCUCUCCGGAGCAAAAGCAACCGCCGGUCUGAUAUCUUAGACGUGCCGGUUUGGUCUAUGUACUGCAACGGAAGGAAAGUUGGGUUCGCCGUGAAGAGAGAGAUAACUGAAAACGACGUCAUGUUUCUUCGGAUGAUGAAGUCUGUUUCCGUUGGCGCAGGGGUGGUUCCAAACGGCGAGACGUUGUAUUUGAGGGCGAAGUUUGAGCGAGUCACGGGGUCUAGCGACUCGGAAGCGUUUCAUAUGGUUAACCCAGAGGGUAGCUAUGGACAGGAGCUUAGCAUUUUUCUUUUGAGAUCGUGAUAUACUUGUUAACUUGUGAUUAUGAAAAAAUCUAGUUCUUAUGAUGUGUUUUUUUUUUUUUUGAUGAUGUGUUAUUUAGUGUUCGGUUUUGUGUAUAUUUUACAACUUUGGUUUAGUUACAAAUAGUGUUUACUGUUUACGGAUGUUAUUAUAGUUUAUAUAUUAGGGUGGUAUAUUGUAACAGUGUGUGGAAUAUCCUCAGAUAAUUUUAGAUAAUGGUGGAAUAAGUUUAUAGA
Molecule: messenger RNA, 1118 nt
Organism: Brassica napus (rape)
Lineage: Eukaryota; Viridiplantae; Streptophyta; Magnoliopsida; Brassicales; Brassicaceae
Product: protein MIZU-KUSSEI 1-like
Exons: 1
Coding region: 208-882 (224 amino acids)
Biological process (GO): hydrotropism
Source: RefSeq, a predicted model, not a curated record